AUGAAUAAAGACAGGGUUCUACAUUAUAAACCUUUAAAAUGUUCAAGAAUCAUAUUGGCUUGUUGUGUUUUAAAUAACAUAGUCAUUAAAUAUGGUAUUGUAGACGAUGUGGAUAUCACAGCUUUAGAACAUGAUGACAUCCAAGACCAUGAUGAGAGGAUUAGCACCGAGAGAGAGAGAGAAAUUCUACCACUGAUU
Molecule: messenger RNA, 198 nt
Organism: Brenthis ino (lesser marbled fritillary)
Lineage: Eukaryota; Metazoa; Arthropoda; Insecta; Lepidoptera; Nymphalidae
Source: the annotation of a GenBank genome assembly